Messenger RNA from Didymodactylos carnosus, 1134 nucleotides. Lineage: Eukaryota; Metazoa; Rotifera; Eurotatoria; Philodinida; Philodinidae. The record is from the annotation of a GenBank genome assembly.
AUGGCAAGUUCAACGCUUAAAAUAACUGAGCAACCACGAGUUGAAUGGUAUUGGAAAUCGAAUCACAAUCCAUGGUUGAGAAGAGAAAAGGAAGAAUGGACAAAAUAUUCUGAUAUCGAAUCAGAAAUAAUUGAAGAAGCAUUUAAUGGAACCACCCAACUGAUUGAAUUGGAUAAUUAUUUGAUCGACUUAAAUGAUCCAGAUAGACCUAUGCAAGUCAGUAAAUUCGAUCAAGAUAAACAAAGACCAAUAAAGCGAGUUUUACUCAAUAGAAAUGAAAAUCACAGUCUAAGACAAGAAAGAUUCUUCCUUGAACCGUCAUUUAGCAAAACAUUCAAUAACGAUCACGGUAGAGACGCUGUCAUAUUUCUAACACAAUGGAAAAACGGUAAAAAACCUUCUCUUCCUGAGAUAGUCGACAAAGCAGCCAAAGGAAUCAUUACUGAAGGAAAUCAUCUGGGCAAACAUAGUGAAUCUAAAUGGAUAGCGCAACGACUGAGAGGAGUGCAAAACAACGACUCUAAAGAAAUCUUCAAGUGCUGCAUUGAGCUAUAUACUAAGGAAUCUUUUCUCUACAAGUUAAUAAAUAAAACAAUGAGGGAAAACGAUACGAGCAAACUCGACACCCUGGGUCCCUUUUGCUAUAUUUUAUUUCUAAGCUGGCGACUCAAUACAAAGCAGCACUGCCAGAAACUGUAUCGUGGAGCGAACUUAGAGCGAAAUACUAUACAAUCCUACGAAAGCGCAAUUUGUCAGAUUAGAACCUGGGAUGCGUUUACAUCUACAACUAAGAAAAAACAAAAAGCUGAAGCAUUUGGGAAUACUUUAUUCGUUAUCGAUGCGACAAAAUUCGGUGGCAUAGACAUAUCAUCUUGGUCACAUUAUCAAAACGAAGACGAAGUUCUACUGCCUCCAUUGACCCAUUUCCUAAUAAUCAGCGUCCACCGUGACCCCAUAACCGCAAAGACAGAAAUUAAACUCAAAAUAAUGAAUCGAAAACGUCCACAUGCCCAACAGCCAACCCACCCAAAUCCGACGACACCUCUCAACGCACCAUCUACAUUCACAAACAAACUACUCAGAAUCAUGUACUGCCCUGCCGCAACCCCCGACAUAUGCAAACAAUCUGAUCCU